Sugiyamaella lignohabitans is the source of this 4455-nucleotide messenger RNA. RefSeq names its product chromatin-binding exonuclease XRN1 (gene XRN1). The transcript has a single exon. The record is from RefSeq and is a predicted model, not a curated record. Lineage: Eukaryota; Fungi; Ascomycota; Dipodascomycetes; Dipodascales; Trichomonascaceae. Gene Ontology annotation, molecular function: 5'-3' RNA exonuclease activity; RNA binding. Gene Ontology annotation, cellular component: nucleus. Gene Ontology annotation, biological process: nuclear-transcribed mRNA catabolic process; rRNA catabolic process. The coding region runs from base 1 to 4455 and encodes 1484 amino acids.
AUGGCGGUGGAUGGCGUGGCUCCGAGAGCCAAGAUGAAUCAGCAACGGUCGAGACGUUUUAGAAGUGCGCUCGAUGCUGAAAGAGCGAGGCGAAAAGCUAUUGAGUCAGGUGUCGAGCUGCCGAGUAAUGAUCCGUUCGACUCGAACGCUAUUACUCCCGGUACUGAGUUUAUGGCCAAGUUGACUAAACAGCUGAAAUAUUUCAUCAAUAAAAAGGUGUCUGAAGACACGGCUUGGCAGGGCAUUGAGAUCAUUCUCUCUGGUCACGAGGUGCCCGGUGAAGGUGAACACAAGAUCAUGGAGCAUAUUCGAAAUGCCAAGGCUCAAGAGGGCUACCCGUCGAAUGUCCGUCAUUGUUUGUAUGGUUUGGACGCCGAUUUGAUUAUGUUGGGUCUGUUGAGUCACGAACCGCAUUUUGCUCUGUUGAGAGAAGAGGUAACGUUUGGUAGAAGCUCGAAAAAAUCGACCGAGUUGACUGACCAGCGGUUUUUCUUGCUGCAUUUGUCGCUGGUGAGAGAGUAUUUGGAGAUCGAAUUCGACGAUGUGAGAGAUGAUACGGCAUUCCCAUUUGAUUUCGAAAGGGUUUUGGAUGAUUUUAUUCUGAUUAACUUUUUUAUUGGUAAUGAUUUCUUGCCAGAACUGCCCACUUUGCUCAUUAAUGAAGGUGCGUUACCUACUGUUUUGCAAACCUAUAAGCAUGUAUUGAAGACCGCUGACGGGUAUAUUAGUGAUGCCGGUGUUAUUAAUUUUGAACGACUGGGGAUUUGGCUCGAUGAGAUGUCGAAGUUUGAGUACAAGAAGUUUGAAGAUUCGUCAAUUGACGUUGAAUGGUUUAAUGAGGAUUUGCAGACUGUCAGUGUGACUGGUGAGGAGAAAGAAAAGGCAUCUGCAAAGUUGAGUUUGACUGCUAAACAGAAGGAGUUGGUCAGGCUGGUGAAGCCGUUUAUUCUCACUGCUAACAGUACUGGUAAACCCAGUGCAAGUACUGCGACCAGCGCUGAUGCUAGUGCUGCAGUCAGCACCAGUGCUAGUGCUAGUGCUAGUUCUACGAGUUUAAAUGUUCCACCCACACCUGUUUCACCAGCUGUUCCCGAGUUUACUCUUCCUGCUGAUAUUAAUCCAGAUGAUAUCCACUUUUUGCAGCGUGUUGGUGAGAGAACUUAUACGAGGGUUGUUGAAGACAAGGGUCGUUAUUCGUUGGUUCUUGAUGUGGAUGGUUUGCCGGACUCUGAGGACGAGGACGAAGAGACCCACCGUAUUCUCUCUCUUCACAGAGUGUUGAAAAAGUAUGAAAAUGCCGAGGUCAAGAAGGAAGAUGUAGAGGAACACAAAAAAGAAGUAUACUCUGCUAAAUUCGAUCAAUGGAGAAACAAUUAUUACAAAUCCAAGUUUGGGAUUACUCUUAAAGACGAAGACAAGAUCCGUGAUAUGGCUUCCAAUUAUUUGGAGGGUUUGCAAUGGGUAUUGUACUAUUAUUAUAAAGGAUGUGCUUCUUGGGGCUGGUAUUUCAGAUACCACUAUGCUCCUCGUAUCACCGAUAUGAAAAAGGGAUUAAAAAGCAAAUUUGAGUUUGAAAAGGGUAAACCAUUUAGACCGUUUGAGCAGUUGAUGGGUGUGCUUCCUGACCGAAGUAAGAACCUUGUACCUCCUGCUUAUAGACCAUUGAUGAGUGAUGAGUUGUCUCCUAUUAUUGAUUUCUAUCCUCGUGAGUUUGAUCUCGAUAUGAAUGGUAAGAAGAAUGACUGGGAAGCUGUUGUCAAGAUUCCUUUUGUCGAUGAGAAACGUCUGUUAGCUGCUUUGGAGUCGAAAGAGUCUCAAUUGACAGCGGACGAAAAAGCCCGAAACGGCUUUGGAACCAAUAUUCAGUUUGUGUUUAAUCCUCAAACAGAUUAUUUGUAUCCUUCGUCGCUGCCAGGAACCUUUUUGGACAUUCCUCAUUGUCAUUCCAUCGAGGUUAUUCUUGAUCCUCCUACCAACAAUGGUAGACAGUAUGUGAAUGGUCUUUGUGAGGGUGUCAAACUUGGCAAAAAUUCGUUGGCUGGAUUCCCUAGUUUGAAAACUCUUGAAUACGAGACUCGUCUUGAAGCUGCUGGUGUCAAGGUUUUCCAACAACCCAGUAGGAACGAGUCUAUUAUGGUGUAUUUGAAGAAUUCGUAUGCUAAUGAUACUCCUGCCACAGUUGCUGAAAAAUUACUUGGCGAUUCUGUUUAUGUAGGAUGGCCAUAUCUUCGUGAAGCAAAGCUUGUAGCUGUUAGUGACGAGCUUUUCCGAUAUGAAAAAGUCGACGGCCAGGUAUCCAACUACCCUCAUUCUCAGCACACGCUGGGUUCAUGGGGUAAGACUAAUGCUCGUACCAUCGAACAGUACGGUAAUAUGGGUACUAAGAUUGGUAAAGUAUCGAUUGUUGCACAUGUUCAAAAGAUUCAAGGUCUUCGUAGAACCUCGGAUGGUGCUUAUCUCAAGGAGUUUGCCAACGACGAGUCGACUGAAGAGACUUUCCCAAUCCAGACUAUUGUAGAGGAUGUCACCGAACAUGAUCAGAGAUAUGUGGAAAGACCAUCUUUGCCCGUUGAGACUGAGUUUCCUACUGGAUCGCAAGCGAUUUAUCUCGGUCCUCUUGGAUAUGGUAAUCCUGUCACUGUCAACGGUCAUGGUCAUAAUACAGUAGAAGUUCUACUCAAGAAAUUGCAAAGAGGAGAGCCUGGCAUUGGAACCCGAGCUGCUGAUUUCGAAAAGCAAAAUAUCCGCUAUUUGGCUUCGUAUGAAGUAAGCAGAUCAUUGAGUAUCCACCCUCUCUUCCUCAGUAAAAUCACCUCCAAGUAUCUCGUCGAGUAUGAGAACAAAAAGUACGAUUUGGGUCUUAUGCUGAAGAUGGAGGCAAGACGUGAGAAGGUAUUGGGAUAUUCCCGCAAGUCUCAACGAGGAUGGGAGUACUCAUAUGCUGCUGUUAAUCUGAUCAAAGAUUACAGAACAGCAUAUCCAUUUGUUUUGAGCUCACUUCAGGCUCUGACUGGUUCUUCCAUUCCAGAUAUGGGUCGUGUUCUUAAAAUGCCCAAGGAACAGAUCAAACCUUUACUAGAAGAAAUGGUCAAAUGGAUCAAAGUUCACACUAUUGAAAAGCCUGAUUUCACCCGAGUGGCUCUCGAAUCAGAUGCUCUUAGCACCAUUUCCGUCAAGAAAAUUGAGGCCUAUAUUCGAAAAUACUUCCAGCAAGAGGAUCCCGUAAAGGAUGUUUUGAUUAAAGCCACACCACGAGGUGCUUUACUAGCUCCUUCACAGGCAUACCAUCAACUAAGAAACCAGCGAUUCAAUCUUGGAGACCGAGUUGUGUCUGCCUUGAGUCAUGGUAAAGUCAAGCUUUACAGUCGUGGUACCGUUAUCGGCAUCAACAGCAGUACACUAAAAGUCACGCUUGAUGUUUUGUUUGACGACGAUUUCGAUGCGGGUUCGAACUUGGGUGGUAAAUUGGAUAGCAACAGAGGUCUUACUGUUGAAGCUGGAUCGGUUGUCAAUCUCACCAACAGACAACUGUUGUUUGAACCCAAGGGUUCUAAAGCUUCAAAGCAGCAACAACAACAGCAACAGCAGCAAUCCAAGUCAGCUGGAAAACAGGCUGCCAAACCUUCUAAACCAGUUCCUUCUGCUUGGAGCCAGGGUCAGAAACCACUCACUAUUGGCAGCCAGUCUCAACCAAGUCCUGCUACCAAAGGCAAAAAGCCUCCUGUUGCUCCUGUUGCUCCUGCUGCUACUGCUGCUACUGCUCCUGCUGCUGCCAAAGCUGCUGCCACCGCUCAAAAACCAUCUUCCUCUCCAGCUCCCAAGAAGAUUCUUCAAAAACCUCAGCCAACUCCUUCUGCAGCUCCUUCUGCUCCUGCUGCACCUGCUGCUGCUGCCCCUGCUGACUCGGAGAAACAAAUGAGUAAAGACCUCCUCUCACUCAUCCAAAACAGCGCUCCAAAAGCCACUCCCAAAUCCAACAACGAAGUUCUAGAUAACAUCAAAGCCACUUCCAAGAGUCAGAAAAAGUCUCAACUCAAUCUCAUGAACACUCUUGUUGGCCACUAUGGAAGCACUUUACCACCUCCUCCCCCUCAAGGCCAGAUGCCCCCUCCUCCUCCCUUUGGAUUCCCUCCUGUACCACCUCCUGGUGUAUUUGGUGGAAUGCCUCCUGUUCCUCCACCUCAAUUCUACCCUCCUCCUCCUUCUAUGAUCCCACAUCCGUUUGCUGGACACGGCCCAAUUCCUGGUCAACCUGCUCCUUCUCAGGAUCCUAACGGAAACGUUCCUCAACCAGCCACUUUCGACGAGCAAGCCUCGGCCGACCUCAUGUCGACCCUGUCAAUUGGCUCUAAACCAAACGGUUCUAACUCCACUCGAGGUGGAAGGGGUCGUGGCGGUCGUGGUGGCCGUGGUGGCCGUGGAUCCAGGGGUCGUGGUGCUAAGUCGUCAGCUUAA